AUGAGCGAACUAGAACAGGUACCGGAUCAAGAAGCCGAAAUUCAGGAAUCAGAUGAAGAAGAGGAACUUUUCUUCACCGAUAUAGACGAACUUCAAAAUCAUGGGAUUGGUUCUGCUGAUAUUUCAAAACUAAAAAGUGCUGGCAUCUGUACAGUUCGGGCAAUUCACAUGACAACUCGCAAGAAUCUCUGCAAAAUCAAAGGCCUUUCUGAAGCAAAGGUCGACAAACUUAAGGAAACCGCUUCCAAACUUCAGGCAAUAAUUUUCUCCCUUUUCACCUCCACAGAAUUUUCACAAGUAAGAUCGAAGGUGAUGUACAUCUCGACAGGCAGCAAAGCAUUGGAUGCACUUUUAGGUGGUGGAGUUCCCACCAUGUCCAUAACUGAAGCAUUCGGUGAAUUUAGGACGGGCAAAACUCAAAUUGCCCACACACUUUGCGUCGUUGCGCAACUUCCUCCUGCAAUGGGUGGAACAAAUGGAAAGGCUGCAUUUAUUGAUACAGAAGCGAUUGCAGCUCGAUUCGGAAUUGACCAUGAAGCAGCACUCGAAAAUAUUAUAUUUGCCCGUGCUUACACAUCCGAACAUCAAAUGGAAUUGAUUAUUGAGUUAGCUGCUAGAUUCGCCGAAGAAAGAGGUGUCUACCGAUUAUUGGUAAUCGAUUCAAUUAUUGCUCUUUUCAGAACAGACUAUGCUGGUCGUGGUGAACUUGCCGAAAGACAACAGAAGUUAAAUAUUAUGCUUAGUCGGCUAACAAAGAUUUCAGAAGAAUUUAACGUUGCCAUAUACAUUACAAACCAGAUUCAAGCAGAUCCGGGAAGUAAUAUGAUGUUUGUAAGUGACCCUCGUAAACCAAUUGGCGGUCACGUCCUCGCUCACGCUUCGACAGUCCGUCUGUACUUAAGAAAGGGACGUGGGGACGAACGUGUUGCCAAAGUUUAUGAUUCGCCUGACAUGCCCGAGGCCGAAGCCC
Acaulospora colombiana is the source of this 970-nucleotide messenger RNA. Lineage: Eukaryota; Fungi; Glomeromycota; Glomeromycetes; Diversisporales; Acaulosporaceae. The record is from the annotation of a GenBank genome assembly.